UAACUACCUUAUUAUCUGCCAUUUUUGCGCAUCACAUUUUCAUCAAUCUUUAAGAUGCUUUCUCUUCGUACAUUCGCACGUUCCGUGCCUCGCACACUCUCGCGGUCCAUCGCUACCACCUCCCGGUCGUCCUUCCUGUCGGUCCCCAAGAAUGGCUUUCUGCAAGCUUCGUUGAAGCAGGCUACAAGACCCUCCUACGCUGCUUUCUCUACCUCCAGUGUUUUCAGACAAUCUCCUGCCGAAGGUGACAUCGAACUUGUUGCUAAGCUUGAGGAUGAAUUGAAACAUGAGCAGGCCUCCGGCCUUGAGGAUCUUGAGACCUCGGUCCAGAACAUCCAGUAUGUUCUCCAGAACAACUCCUGGGAAGUUAAGGAUGUUCCUGGUGAACAAGAAAUUGUGUUGACCAAGAAGUUCGGCAAGGAGGAGAUCCGACUCACCUUCACCGUCGCCGACCUUCAGAACCUGAGCGAACAGGAGGAUUUCGAUGACAGCGCUUUCGCCGAUGAGAUGGACUUCCAGGGCCACCAGCCCGCUAACCAGGGUCGCGGUGCCCCGGUGCUUUUUCCUGCUCGUGUCAACAUCACCAUCGAAAAGCCCGGCAACGGUUCUCUCCUAAUCCAGACCGUUGCCCAGGAUGGUCUCUUCCAGAUCGAGGAGGUGUCUUACUUCUCCAAGCCCGACCUCGCCCACGCCCAAACCGCCGAGCAGGACUGGGCCAGGCAGAGCCUCUACGCUGGUCCUCCUUUCGAGAACCUUGACGAGGACCUGCAGACCUUCCUGGAGCGCUACCUCGAGGAGAGAGGCAUCAACGCCGAGCUCGCCAACAUGAUUCCCGACUACAUUCAGGUCAAGGAGCAGAAGGAAUACGUUCGCUGGCUCGAGAACGUCAAGAAAUUUGUCGCCGCUUAAAUACCGAAAUCUCCGUGGCGAAAAAGCGCUCUGAAGUCCUUACUAGGUCUUCGCGUAUAUUGUAUCAAAACCCAUUGGGAGAUCAUGACUACUUAUCCGCUAUUCCCCCAUUUGUGUAUCAUUAGAAACGAAUUCAGGAUCAUAUGUUGCACGUAGUUUACAUCUAAUUGAAAACCUUAAACCAUU
Messenger RNA from Aspergillus novofumigatus IBT 16806, 1095 nucleotides. Its product is annotated as MAM33 family protein. The transcript is spliced from 6 exons. NCBI's taxonomy places the organism in Eukaryota, Fungi, Ascomycota, Eurotiomycetes, Eurotiales, Aspergillaceae. Gene Ontology annotation, biological process: cytosolic ribosome assembly. Gene Ontology annotation, cellular component: mitochondrial matrix. Bases 55 to 909 code for a protein of 284 amino acids. The record is from RefSeq and is a predicted model, not a curated record.